This is a messenger RNA of Oppiella nova, 459 nucleotides long. The record is from the annotation of a GenBank genome assembly. Lineage: Eukaryota; Metazoa; Arthropoda; Arachnida; Sarcoptiformes; Oppiidae.
CUGACAUUCGUGCGCGGUGAUACGGGCGAUGGUUUUGCAGCCAUCCUGUUUCUCUUUGCCGUUGUCUGGUCGACCGAUAUUUUUGCUUAUUUCAAUGGCCGCGCAUUGGGAGGCCCAAAACUUGCCCCACGCUUUUCGCCCAACAAGACCUGGGCAGGCGCCAUCGGCGGCGCGGCAGCCGGUAUUGCAGCCGGUGUAGCCUGCGCAGCCUUCAUAACACCGGCUGGAGGGGUUCCCAUACCGCUCAUCGCCUUCGUGUUGUCCGUGACGGCCCAGAUCGGCGAUCUUGGCGAAUCAUGGGUCAAACGCAAGUUUGGCGUGAAGGACUCCGGACAGAUGAUUCCCGGUCACGGUGGCGUGAUGGACCGGGUGGAUGGACUUGUAGCCGCCGCGGCAUUGCUGUACCUGAUCGGGGCAAUUCUGGUGAAACCGGAAACGCCUUACGAUAUUCUUUUCUAG